Molecule: messenger RNA, 2367 nt
Organism: Anneissia japonica
Lineage: Eukaryota; Metazoa; Echinodermata; Crinoidea; Comatulida; Comatulidae
Product: sorcin-like
Exons: 7
Coding region: 152-952 (266 amino acids)
Molecular function (GO): calcium ion binding
Source: RefSeq, a predicted model, not a curated record
UAACGUGUUCGGCCAUGCGUGACUUUCACGGAGUAAAUACGUACGGUACGACAACCUGUUUGCUGUUGGAAGGGUUUUUUAUUGUUUUAUUAGUAACUUUCGUAGGUUACCUUGAAUUUUCAAUUAUUUGUGAACCUUAGUACCGUACAACAUGUCUUACAGCGGUAAUCAACCAGCUUACAACCCGAACCAAAGUUACAGAGCUCCCCCACCACAACAGGGCUACGGUGCUCCGCCACCCUACCAGACUCACGGUGCGCCCCCACCUCAACAAGGCUACGGUGCCCCACCACCUCAGCAUGGUUACGGUGCACCGCCACAACAUCAAGGCUAUGGAGCACCUCCACCCUACCAGACUCAUAAUGUCCCUCCACAUCAGCAAGGCUAUGGUGGUGGAGUAGCUGGUAGACCAGGGGACCCUGGCUUGCCGCCCCCAGGGGCAAAUGAAACUUUAUGGUACUGGUUCAAGGCUGUAGAUAAAGACGGUAGCCAUCAAAUUACAGCCACUGAGCUGCAGAAUGCCUUGAUUAACGGCAACUGGUCAAGAUUUAACUCGGAAACAUGUCGUCUUAUGAUCGGCAUGUUUGAUAGAGAUAAAAAUGGAACAAUUGACUUUAAUGAGUUCUCCGCUCUGUGGAAGUAUAUUCAAGAAUGGAAACAGUGCUUUGAUAGAUUUGAUAAGGACCGGUCUGGCAAUAUAGAUGCUCAGGAACUUCAUGAUGCAUUUGUUACAUUUGGUUACAAUUUGUCAAUGAACUUUUGUCACCUGAUCAUGAGGAAGUUUGACCGAACCGAGGUGAACUCGAUCAAAUUUGAUGACUUUAUCCAGUGCUGCGUUAUGUUGCAUUCACUCACAGAAUCAUUCAAGCGGAAAGAUGCAAAUAGAUCCGGCAAUAUUCGAAUUCACUAUGAAGAGUUUUUAGAAAUGGUCCUUGACACAUCAGUAGUGUGAAGAUUAUGUGUUUUUUAAUCGUCCGACAGAUGGUUUGUAAAUCUGUUUAACAUGGGCGUGGCCUCAAGUGUCAUUCAACUCUUUACUAAGCACCGACAUGUUAAAUACAGUGCACACUCCAAAUCAAGACCCCUCUAAUUCCAAGACACCUUCAAAUUUGCAUUGUUGACAUUUACAUUGUUGAUAAGCGACAGAGAGUGGGUGUACAACUGCCAUUCAGCUUGUUGCUAAAGCAUUAAGGACAUUUCCAGAGUUUUAAUCAAUCCAAAGUGUUUGAUCAAUUAAAACAGUGGCAGAAAUAGGCACGUGUCCAACAAGCCUGCGUUUUGUCCCACAAUCACGCAUGCUCACGUAUGCUUUCACACUGUCGUCUUGUGGGACCUUAGCGACAGUAUCCAAGGGGCGGAGCUUAGCAAAACUUGUCAAUUGGGUGGGUCACAACUGUCAUUCACAUUGUUGCUAAGCAACAAAAAUGGCCAUAAACAAAGUAACCAGAAAAUUACUUCCAUUACUGUUUUUGGAUUGGAGCUGUGGCUUGGUGGUUAAGGUGCUUGUCUUCUUAUAUCAGGGUCUUGGGUUCAAAUCCUGUUACACCAGGAUUUUUCUUGAAAUUUAAAAAUACCUCAACUAAGCAAGUAAAAUAUUAGUUAUAGUAGUAAAUUAAUAACUGAGUGAACAUUGAGUAAUUGUAUUUGUCUUUAUUCCAGUCUCCACCAUUUUAUUUGUCUGUAUUCCAGUCCUUACCUUUCUACCGUGAAUUUCAAAAUGUGGUUUGACAGCAUUUACACUGAAAUUGCCUUAUAAACUUUUUCUCUUACAAAACAGUUGAUUUUAAUAUUUUAAUGUGUAUGUAUAUAUUAAGUUUUUUUUUAAAUCAAACACUAUUAUUGCAGUUUAGUAAGGUAUGUAGGCCUGUAGGCUUAUAGAAAUAGUAAUGAUAAUCAUAAUAUACAGUAUGUAUGUAAUUUAAAAGCAAAUAUUUUGAUACAAGAAACAAGGGUAUAAUAUAUAAUCAUGAAACUAUGCUAUUUCAUAUGGUUUUUAUUUAUAUAAAUUGGUAUGUAUUCUGAAAUUAGUACACAUUUUUGCCCAUGUGGUAGGUCUAUAGAACAUAACUAAUAUGAAACAUACUUUAGAGUGGAGCUUGGAAACAAAAUACAUGAUUGGUGCAUUGUUCAUUCAAGAAACACACUUUUUCUAUCAUUUAACAGUAAUUGUAAAUUAUAGAAUUGUUUUAUAUGUAGAUUAUGGAUAAACAUAUUAAUUAUAUAUCAAGGGGUUUUAUAUUAGAAAUUAUGUUUACAUCAUUAAUAUGUAGAAAAAUAGCACAUUAUUAUACAGCAUAAUUGUAUUGUAGGUGCACUAUGGGCAACUUUGUAAAAUCAUGGAGAUUAAAUACAACUUUUUUUCUAGUA